AGAGAGAGAGAGAGAGAGAGAGCGAGCACAGAGAGAAGAAACUCCUCUUCCUUCUCUUUUGGCUUUUUAACUUUCUUUCCAUUUCCAAAAUUAAUGCUCCAAAUCUCAAAAAUCCGUAAAAAAUACAAUCCCAAAUUUCUCUCUCUUACCACUCUCUCUCUCUCUCUCUCUGUCUCUCUCUGUGUCUGUUUGUCUCUGUUUUCUCACAUCGAUCUAACCACCAAUCCCUCGUUCCCACGCGACACACAAUUCCAACAAAUAAGAACCAGUGAUUCCUCCACUUCCAGAAGAUCGCUGUGCAAUUGGUUGCCCAAAUUCUUAUUUCUAGAGUUUGAUUAUUCAUUUCUUUUGGAUUGAAUUUGUCGGAUUUUUUUUUUUGGGGGGGCUGAGAUUUGGGGUUCUUUGAAUUUGUUCUUGUGGGUAAUUUUGAUCUGGUGGAAAAAUUCAAGCUUUUGACAGUGGGGUGAUAAAUGGCGGCUCCGAAUAUGGAUCAGUUCGAAAAUUACUUUCGGAGAGCGGAUUUAGAUGGAGAUGGAAGGAUCAGCGGAGCUGAAGCUGUCGCUUUCUUUCAGGGUUCGAAUUUGUCUAAACAAGUUCUUGCUCAGAUAUGGAUGCAUGCUGAUCAGAGAAAAACCAGUUUCCUUGAUCGAGCAGAAUUUUAUAAUGCUCUCAGACUUGUAACUGUUGCCCAAAGUAAGCGGGAAUUAACGCCUGAUAUUGUCAAGGCAGCUUUAUAUGGUCCUGCUGCAGCGAAAAUUCCCCCUCCCCAAAUUAAUCUUCCUGCCACUCCUGCACAUCAAUCAAAUUCAAUGCCUAUCACGUCUUCCCCACAAAUGGGAUUAGCUGCACCAGCAGCAUCUCAAAAUUUUGGAUUCGGGGGAUCGGGUGUCCCUAAUGCAGGUAUCAACCAGAACUAUUUUCCUCAGCAAAAUCAAUCUGUCAGACCACCUCAAACCAUGCCUGCUGGUACUGCUUCGCGUCCACUGCAAGCCAUGCCUACUGUUACCUCCUUGCAUCCACCACAAGCCAUGCUUACAGGUACUGCUUCCCGUCUGCCACAAGCAACACUUACAGGUACUAAUACCCAUCCACAACAAGCCAUGCCUACUGGUACUCCUUCCCAUCCACUGCAAGCUAUGCCUACUGGUACUGCUUACAAUCCACUGCAAACCAUGUCUACUGGUGUUGCUUCCCAUCGUCAAACCAUGCCUACUAGUACUGCUUCCCAUCCACCACAAACCAUGCCGACUGGUACUGCUUCCCGUCCGCCACAGGGUAUAUCAGGAAGUAUGACAGCUUCCAGUUUCCUGGGCUCUAAUGUCUCCAAUGAUUGGUUCAGUGGAAGGACUGGAGCACCUCCAAGUGGAUCUGUUGGAAUCAAUCCUUCAAUGCCCUCAUCUGCACCCCAACUACAACCUACGGUUUCCACAUCUCCGCAAGCAACAGUUCAUGAUUCCAAAUCAGUAUUUGUCUCUGGAAAUGGAUUUUCAUCCACUCCAGCUUUUGGAAGCAAUUUGUUUUCUACGCAACCCUCUCCAGCAAAAGAAGAGCCGUCCAGGUCAACUGAUUCUGUGAGUAGUGCACCUACCUCAUCAGCCAUUGUUCCAGUUUCCAGUGGGCCCCAAUCUUCUAGUAAAAACAUGUCUCUUGACUCGGUGCUAAGUGCAUUCUCCACUCAGCCUGUUAAUAAUCAAUUUCAGCGGCCCCAGGCAUCUUUGAAUCCAAGCCAACAGGUUUCAGCCCCAGGUUCUUCCUCUUUGGUUUCAUCUGGGAUAUCAGUUGGUGCUGGAUCAUCUACUUCUGACAACUCACAACCUUCAUGGCCAAAGAUGAAACCGUCUGAUGUUCAAAAAUAUGCAAAAGUGUUUAUGGAAGUAGACACUGACAGAGAUGGGAAAAUAACUGGUGAACAGGCACGCAAUCUAUUUACCAGUUGGAGAUUACCAAGAGAGGUCUUGAAGCAGGUAUGGGACUUGUCUGAUCAGGAUAGUGACAGUAUGCUUUCUUUGAGGGAGUUCUGCUUUGCCCUCUAUUUGAUGGAGCGAUAUAGGGAAGGCCGCACUCUUCCAUCUUCUCUUCCAAGUAACGUUUUGUUUGAUGAGACACUUGUGAAGAUGACAGGUCAACCUAAAGUCGCUUAUGGAAAUGCUGCUUGGGGUGUCAGUCCUGGUUUCGGACAGCAACAAUUGAUGCAAGGUGGCCACCCAUUGGCACCUGCCAACCAUAUGAGGCCGCCAACGCCGGCAAAUGUCCCCAAACCUGAUGGAGUGUUGCAUCCCAGUCAACCAAAGUCAAAUGCGGUGUUGGAGGGUUCAUUUCUGAACCAACAUGAGAAUGGGGACCAUCAAGCCCCAAAGACAGCAGGAAAAAAGGUUGAAGAAAAAGAGAAUGUGAUACUGGACUCAAGAGAAAAGAUUGAGUUCUACCGCUCAAAAAUGCAGGACCUUGUACUGUACAAGAGCAGAUGUGAUAAUAAAUUAAACGAGAUAACAGAAAGGGCAUCUGCAGAUAAGCGUGAGGCCGAGUUUCUGGGUAAGAAAUAUGAAGAGAAAUACAAGCAAGUUGCAGAAAUAGCAUCUAAAUUAACUAUUGAAGAAGCCACAUUCCGCGAUGUUCAGGAGAGGAAAACGGAGUUGCAUCAGGCAAUUCUUAGAAUGGAACAAGGAGGCAGUGCUGAUGGUAUUCUUCAGGUCCGUGCUGAUCGUAUACAAUAUGAUCUUGAGGAGCUGGUGAAGGUUUUAACUGAGCGUUGCAAGAAACAUGGAUUAAAUAUUAAGUCAACUGCAAUAAUUGAGCUCCCAAUUGGCUGGGAACCUGGAAUUCAAGAAGGAGCAGCUGUUUGGGAUGAAGAGUGGGAUAAGUUCGAAGAUGAAGGAUUUGCAAAUGACCUCACACUUGAUGGGAAAAAUGUUUCUGGCUCUCCAACACAACAGUCCCCUUCUGUUCAGAGUGGAAUACUUUCACCAGAUCACAUCUCAACACCUGAUUCAUCAUCAUUUGCUGAUGAAAAGGCAAGGUAUUCUACGAGUGCUGGUGAGCAUGCCCUUGAGAGUGAAUCUGCAUUCAGUCAUAGUGAGGAUGAAUAUGCAAGAAGCCCUCGUGAUAGUCCAGCUGGCAGGGCUGCAUUUGAUAGUCCAUCCAAAGUGUUUGCAGAUGCUCAAUAUGAAAAAACCUUUGAAACAGAUGCAGAAGGACAUAGUUUUGAUGAGUCCACCUGGGGUGCCUUUGACAACAAUGAUGAUGUCGACUCAGUAUGGGGUUUUAACCCUGUCAAAACCAAGUACUCAAAUUCAGGGAAGCACGCAGACUUAUUUGGAUCUAGCAGUUUUAGUGUUGACCCAAUAGGGACAGGAUCUCCAAAUGCAGAUACCACCUUUCAGAGAAAGAGUCCCUUUAAUUUUGAAGAUUCUGUUCCCAGCACUCCACUUUCUAGGUUUGGCAACUCGCCGAGGUACAGCGAGGCUGGGGAUCACUUUGACAAUUUCUCAAGGUUUGAUUCCUUCAGCAUGAAUGAUAGUGGAUAUUCACAGCAGCCAGAUAAGCUCUCUAGGUUUGAUUCCAUAAGCAGCUCCAAAGACUUCAAUCCUCUCUCAAGAUUUGAUUCCGUUAACAGCAGCAGAGACUUCGGUGCCAAUGCUUUCUCAAGAUUUGAUUCCAUAAACAGCAGCAGGGACUUCGGUGCCAAUACAUUCUCAAGGUUUGAUUCCAUGAACAGCAGCAGAGACUUUGGUGGCAACAAGCAUACGAGGUUCGACUCCAUAAGCAGCACACAAGAUUUCAGCCAUAGUGGUGCUUUCUCUUUCGAUGACUCAGACCCAUUUGGCUCCUCUGGUCCAUUUAAAGUCUCCUCUGAGAAUCAAACAGCAAAGAAAGGUUCUGAUAAUUGGAGUUCUUUCUAGAAAGUAGGCAAUAUUUUCUAUUGUUGACAAUAUAUUUCCUGAAACCCCUUGUAUUUUCCCCAUUUUGUUCAAAGGGUAAUUCAUGGUAGCCAUUUUUUGUGUGUUGUAUAGCUUGGGAGAGUUAGCUGCAUCAGUUUUAUCGUUGUUGUUGGUGUGCCGUUAUUGUAUUUAUUUGAGCACGAUAUAUUUGUUUGUUUCAUUUUUUCCUUCUUUUUUGGGGUAUGAAAGAUUGCUGCAAGGAAAAAUAAAUACAAAUAUUUAUCAAAGUUCUCUUUUUCUUCUAUUA
Molecule: messenger RNA, 4185 nt
Organism: Ziziphus jujuba (common jujube)
Lineage: Eukaryota; Viridiplantae; Streptophyta; Magnoliopsida; Rosales; Rhamnaceae
Exons: 13
Coding region: 471-3899 (1142 amino acids)
Biological process (GO): endosomal transport; endocytosis
Cellular component (GO): cytoplasm; nucleus; plasma membrane
Molecular function (GO): protein binding; calcium ion binding
Source: RefSeq, a predicted model, not a curated record